Penicillium manginii is the source of this 615-nucleotide messenger RNA. RefSeq lists its product as uncharacterized. The record is from RefSeq and is a predicted model, not a curated record. The coding region runs from base 1 to 615 and encodes 204 amino acids. NCBI's taxonomy places the organism in Eukaryota, Fungi, Ascomycota, Eurotiomycetes, Eurotiales, Aspergillaceae. The transcript is spliced from 4 exons.
AUGUCAUCCAAACAGUACACCUUCUACGAUCUUGCAAGCAAGUCACUAGGCUUGACAUGGACCCCCAAUCCCUGGAAGACUCGUCUUGUCUUCAACUUCAAGGGAAUUGACUAUAACACUCGCUGGCUGGAAUACCCCGAGAUCACACCCGAGUUGGAGAACCAUCUCCCACCCAACGAGAAAUUCCCCCGCUACACAAUUCCAGCAAUCAUCACCCCCGACGGGAAAUACAUGAUGGAUUCACGCCCGAUUGCCGAAUACCUCGAAAGCAAGCACCCUUCCCCCUCGCUACACCUAGACAACAGCAUCGUGAACCAAGUCGACGCCCUCUGGUGGAAAUACAUGGGCGCCAUCAUGCCCAUAUUCCUCAACCAGGUUCCCAAGCGAAUCCUCAACGAAGCCAGCCUGGAACACUGGUACCGGACCCGCAAGGCAUUUGUCGGGAUGAGCGUCGAAGAGCUCGAAGAGACAAAGGGCGGAGAAAAAACGUGGAAUGAGGCGGAGCCUGUGCUGCGUGAAACUACCGCUUUGCUGAAGCAGACUGAGGGUCCGUUCUUCUUGGGUACGACUGUGAGCUAUGCGGAUUUCAUUUGGGGGGAGUGUUUUGCUUUUUAG